AUAAUUUUGUAUUUCUGGUUCAUCUACUUGCAGUUUAGCAUAAUUGUAAUUGCAAAUGUUACCAACCCAAAACCAAUAUGCCUACGAAAACGAAGAAAAAGGCAGUUCGUGACGCGGAGAGGAAGAAAAUAGGGUUUAAUAAUGCUCCUACUUCUAAAGAAGCCGAUUUGGAAGAUGAUACGCCAAAAUCGUUUAAGAGACUCAUGAAAAUGAAAGAGUUUUCUGAAAAUAAGCUGAAGAAACAAGCAGAACCAGAGAAGAAAAAGAAUAAACCACAAAGUAAUGAGCAAUUGAAGCGAAGACCUGGCGAAAGUAUGCGUGAAUUCAGUCUGCGGGUGAAUCAAAGUAUUCCGGUGGCAUUUAAAUCAGGAAAGGCGACGAUUGAUGAAUUUACGGAUAAGAGGGAUAAGAAGAAGAUUCUAAAAUUUCAAGAAAAACGCCAACGUGAGCGGAACGAGGCCGAAGAAAAUUUGGAGGAUAAGAAUUGGGAAGAAGAUGUUUCUGGAAACUUCAUUCAUGUUGAAUCGCGUAAAAAACGCAAAGGUUCUCCUGAUCCUUGGGCUGGUAUUCAAGAGAAACCUGCCUUUGGCGAAACUGUACAAGCUCCCCCCAAACUUCCCGAGCUGAAGUUGAGGAAGAAGAUUACGGUAGAAAACGUUCCAAAAUUUAAUAGCAAAGGUCAGCCCGAGUCUUUAGCAAGGCGACAAGCACUCGGACAGGAACGUCAAGAACUAAUUCAAAAGUAUCGUGAGCUGAUGCACGGGGGUAAAAAAUGAUUUUGAAAUACGUUAGUUAUUUACAUAUUAUAUUUGGGUUUAAGGUAUAAAUUUGUAUUAUUAUUCCA
Messenger RNA from Schizosaccharomyces octosporus yFS286, 844 nucleotides. RefSeq lists its product as uncharacterized. The record is from RefSeq and is a predicted model, not a curated record. Lineage: Eukaryota; Fungi; Ascomycota; Schizosaccharomycetes; Schizosaccharomycetales; Schizosaccharomycetaceae. The coding region runs from base 78 to 776 and encodes 232 amino acids. The transcript is spliced from 3 exons.